UGUUGCCGUUGUCAGUACCGGUGCGCAGUCGGUGGUCGCGGUUGGUGUUAGAUGGUUAAAAGGAAAUAGAUUCGAAAACGGAGCAACGUAAACGGUAAACGCGGUUCAUCCACGUGCUCCGGCUUUACAGCCGGCAGUGGCGAGCCGGUAUUCCGGCGCUUACGAUCUCGAUUUCCGUGAGAUAUCUCGUUAAUCCGGCAGACUAACCGAAGGAACAGGCGACAUAAAUGGUGACGUAAACGCGAAAAUAACAAAGUAUCGCAAAGUACGUAGGAUUCGAAGUUGAUCGAUUUCGCAAGUUGAACGUCGAGACGUUAAACAUAUUUGUUGCGUGUGUCGCAUGGUCGACGUAUCGAAUGUUACGUACAGAAGGUUCGUGGAAAACAGACGCUAGACUCGAGAACCUAGAACGGGAUUAAAGACAAUGCGAGAAGGAAGAGGAAAGAAAAGUACGAGAUAAACGAGAGCAGAGGAAGAGAACGAUACAGAGGCGAGGUCGAUCAUCGAGAAACUGAAAAGAAAUCGAUUUUUCGAAGCAUUUUUGAAUAAUCGUUGCACGGUCCUGUCAACGAUAAAACGUAUUCGAUUCAAGUUAGAACAGCGAAGAGAGAGGGUUUAGUUGGAUACGAUCGCGUUAUGCUCUUUCGCGAUUUAAUCGACCCAAUCAAAGAAUCGAGCGACCGAUCUCGAACGAAUGUUUCCCCAAUGGAAAAUCGCGGUGUCUGAAAAGGUGCAGUUCCGUUUUCUCGUCGGGAUAUUCGUGGAAGAUGUGUACACGCAAGAAAUAUCGUUGAAAGCCGAUCCUUCGUUUUUCGACUAACAUACGAUCGAAGUGGCAUCACGCGCACACGCAGCUACGCACGACCGCGUGAUUAAUCGAUCGAUCGAAUCGAUUCGGCUCGCGAUCAGUGAUCCCGUAAGAGAUACGAUUCGCGCCUCGCUCCUCCGUUCGAACGAUAUUAAGAAACACGAAGAUUCGUAUGUCGUCGGUUAACGCAGGUUGCGGCAGUUACGCGAACGAAAAACAAGAAACGAAAAUAACGAAAGAGCGACGGAGAAGCGGGUGAAGAGGGUGGCGAACAGAAGGGUGACGACCACGGCAAAAGCCGCGGGACGAUGAGCGACGGCAUAGUCGGUGCAAUCGCGAUCAGUCUGUUUGGCAGCGAGAAGAAACGUCGGGACAGCAUGGAUGCCGGUUACACGAUACUUGGCAACGAUGUCGAUGUCUGCAGAAUGUUCGACCAAUUCUCUUACAAGAGAAACGAGAGUCUGGAUUUUUCGUUGAACGUUCCGCAGCAUCAUCACUCGACGUCCUACCACCACAAUAGCUACGCCAUGGCUGAUCAGACGUUUCACACUCCCAGUUUCGGUGAUGAAGAUUUCGACAUCCCGGCUAUCCAUUCGCACUCGCAUCAACAUCAGCAGCAGCAGCCGCCGCAGCAACAGCAGCAACACCAGUCUCAACAGCAGCAGCCUCAGGCUCAAUCUCAGCACGAUCCGAUGCACGGCUACCAAACACAGAUGAUGCAAACCGGCAGCGUGCAACAAUCUGCGGAUGGGUUGAAUCUCGAUCCGGGUGGAUAUCAACAAUCCCUUUAUCUGCAGCAGGACCACUCGAUGCAGCAGCCGAUGAGCGUUAGCUCGACGUAUAGUAACUCGCAGGGUUCGUAUGCGAGCAUGAAUUCUCCGCGGCAACAACAUGGAAAUCAGCAAAUAAUGUUGCUUCAACAGCAGCAACAGCAACAGGCACAGAUGCAGCAACAUAUGCAGUACAUGCAUACUCAACAGCAGCAGCAGCAGCAACAACAACAACAACAGCAGCAACAGCAAUUGCAGCAACAAAUACAAUAUAGGAGUCCAACGGGUGGUAGUCCAUCCGCGAUACAAUCAAGCACGAUCCCCGAGGCAAACAACAAUACUACCACUAGCGAAGAUAGCGACGACAGUACACCUCAUUCCGGAAUGAUUACCGGCAUUAAACGACCCUCACCGGAACCGACCGACGUUGCAGCAAAAAAUCAAAGGAAACCAAAAUCGCAGAAAAAGAAGAAGAAAAGAGAUCCCAACGAACCGCAAAAGCCCGUUUCGGCGUACGCACUGUUCUUCAGAGAUACCCAAGCCGCGAUAAAAGGACAAAAUCCAAAUGCGAGCUUCGGCGAAGUUUCAAAGAUCGUCGCUUCGAUGUGGGAUGCGUUGGAGACCGAGCACAAGAACGUUUACAAGAAGAAGACCGAAGCAGCGAAAAAGGAAUAUCUGCAGGCACUCGCGGCGUACAGAGCGUCUCUGGUUAGCAAGGGUGCGGCCGAAAACGAACAACAACUUUCUCAGCAGCAACCGCAACAGCAGCCAUCGUCGCAACAGCAACAAGUUCAAUAUACGGCGUAUGGUAGUUACGCCGGGAACGGAACACCGGGAAACGUCUCGUAUCAGGUGUACAGUCCGCAGCCUCAACCUUCUUCGCCUCAGCAACAACAUCCGCAUCCUCAUCCGCAUCAACAGCUUCAACAUCAUCAGCAACCCGCGCAACAAAUGCAAAUAAAGAAAUCUCCUCACCAUUUAACCAUGCCAGGAAACUCGCAGCAGCAACAAACGCAACAAACUAUGAUGACUACAUCGAUGGCGCCAACGCAUAUUUCGCAACAGCAACCAUCGCAGCAACAGCAGCAGCAUAUGCAGCAACAGUACAUGCAGAUGCCGCAACAGCAAGUGCAACAAGUACCGCAACAAUCGCAGCAACAUCAUCAGCAACAGCAACAACCGUCGCAACAGCAACAGCAGCAGCAGCAAAUGAUACAUUCGAAUCCAACAAAGAGCGAUUCUUUGUCGAGUUCACCGUCGGCAGUGAACUCUGUAACUCAGGCUGCGAACAUGGCUGGUCAAAGACCGACGUCGAACGCUUGUAUACGUCACGGAUGCCCGAACCCCGCCGUUGCUAACAGCGAAUGGGAGGACGAGUAUUGCAGCAACGAAUGCGUGGUCAGCCAUUGCAGAGACGUAUUCACCACGUGGGUAUCGUCGAACCAAAAUCCACAACAGAAUUUCUCGACCGUAAAAUAAGGAUGACGGGCAGGGCUGGGUGAAACGCAGCGAUCGUUUAAAAUGUUUCCUACCGUUUGUUGUAGUCGCGGAACACGAAUAUACCUGAUGUUCAAAGCGUGAUCCGAUUCGAUAUCUUUUGUACAUAUGUCCAUCACACGAAUAGUCACACACGCACGCACACACACACACACAUGCGCGCGCGCGCGCAUGCAUACACACACACACAUAUACACAAGGUUUCGCGUUAAAUCAAAAGAGGAACGACCGCUAAGCGCUAAGCGAAUCGCUACACAGAUCUCCAAGUUUCGUUUGAAAGACUGCGUGCGUCGCAGCACGAUGCCCGUCAACGCGGAUAUAUAAUAUUGCCGUUUCACUUUUCCACUGACUACGUUUUUCGCGCGAGGACGAGCAACGUAGCUGCGUAAUCGCGAAAGAGUAUUAGUAUCGCCAAAGUAUAGCAGCUGAAAAGAUCAUCGGGUUGCAGUUCGAGGGAAUCGAUCUCGUUAUUGCGCGUUUACCGAUCGCGCGAAACGUUCACGUGCCGCGUACACACUAUCGAAAACGAAACGUAACGAUGAAUCGCGCGCGACCGUAAACCAAGUUGCAUUCCUUGAACGUCUAGUUAGGGACCGUUUAACGAUAGAUAACAGUAAUUUCGUAGAGAUAUAUUCACACACGUUAGGAUACGUCUAUUCCAUACUGAAUUCGCAUAGGUGCACCACGCCGUGUCGAAAUGGUAGAAACGGGCAACGUAAAAAAGCAAGUAUUUGCCUGUUGAUCGAACUGCGUUGACAAUUCGUUUAUAAUUAAUAAUCGAUGCGAGAACGCGAAUGACGAGCGCGAAAAGGAAGACACGGCGAAGAAUAGGAGAAGAGCGAGAAAGGACUGGCGAUUGGUAGCCAUCACGAAUGAGCGACGCAACUUAUUUUUGUAUAAUUUUACAAAGAAAGAACAAGUCGCGGAGAAGAUUCGUACAGAUGCUAGGGAAGACGUGAUCGUUACCUGACACGAUAUGGUUCGUCAAAUUAAUUCGCACAACCGAUUCGAUUGUUUUGUUCGUUUCUGCUCGCGUUCGUUGCGUAUCGUAUCGUAUCGUAUCGUAUCGUAUCGUAUCGUUUAAUCGAUAUCGAUAUCGAUAUUGGCAUUACUUUCUCAACUGGUAUACGUUCGAAUUUGUGGAUACGAUCGAAACAAACGAGUCGAUGUUAUUUAUUUCGAAACACGAUAUAGUCUGUACUGACGCGAGUCUUUAGCCGUUCACGAUCGCCGAACAAAGAGUAACUUGAUAACGAUGGAAAAUAAAGGUAACUUAAACGGGAGGAGCCUAAAAAAGCUGAAUUUUUUUUUUGUUAAAUUUGUGAGAAAGUACGCGCGUGUGUAUACCCCUGCAAAUCUUUGCAUCUGUUCUCGACGGCGAUUCUGCGCGAUUUCUGACUCCAGAAAGAACUGGGGAAUUAGCAAGUUAAUAUGUUUAUAUUACGAAAGAUCAUGUAGCUUUUCCGUGACAGACAGUACUCACGUGCCCAUACACGCACGCGCAUGUAAUCGCGUGGCAUCGAUAAGUUUUUAAACCAUCUUUUUCUUUCUAACAGUAUCCUUGUACAUACAACAAAAAAAAAGAAAAAAAGAAUAAUAUUCCGUAGAUUUAUAAGUCCCUACGAUGUAAACAUAAUCUAUAGUGUAACAUAUUGAUAAUGGCGUAACUCACAUAUACACACAUACGUAUAUAACCAUAUAUACAUGCGCGUGCGCGCGCGUAUGUGUGCAUGUGUGUUGUCUGUGGUAUAUAAAUAAAUAAAUAAAUAAUUAUAUAUAUGUAUAUCAUAUAUAUAUAUAAUUUAAAAAAUGUAUAUCAUAUAUAUAUAUAUAUAUAUAAUAUGAUAUAGAAAUAUAUAUUAUAUAUGAUAUAGAUGAUAUAAUAUGAUAUAGAAAUAUAUAUUAUAUAUAUAUAUAUAUAAUAUGAGUAAUAUAAAUGUAAAAAUUAAUCGGUGACGUCGUGCAUACAUGUGUACAUAAGUACGUACCUACAUAUGCAUGUAUACGUAUACGCGACUCACGCCUGUAUGUACGUAUGUAUAUAUGAAUGUGCACACGUAGCAAAUGAUGCGACAGCUACGAAUAACUGCGUUGUCGUUAUUAAAUGUAAACAAUCACUACAUAGAUGGUUAUGAAUUGGCCGAAUUGCCCGAAACGCGACGAUAUUUCGCACGUGGCUCGAUAACAUCGGUCCUCGAUCCAAAACACGGCGGGUUCGAAUUUUUCCAGGGUUAGACGUAAUCACGUAAAUCUGUAUACCGAAGAACAAAAACACAAAAAACAAAGAAAAGACGAAAAGAGAAAAAAGAAAAUAAAAUUUAGAAGAUAUCCAACUAAUCGUGUAUAUCGUCGAUACGUUGAUAGCAACCUUGUGUCCCCUCUUUCUAUUUACCGUUACAUGCCAUUGCACUUACAUGUACAUACGCGUAACAAUGUAUACUCGAAACAAAUUUAAUUUUCUUUCCAUAGAAUUUGGUUUUUUUUCAUGUAACAGGCUGAGUGGAGUAAAUGUACGCAACCACUCGAUGACACAACUAUCGCGAGUUGCUCUCGAGAGCAUUUUUUGCAAGUGGACAGAUACUGCAUCGAGAGCGAUUAUCCGAUUCGAUAGUGGAAUCGAAUAGCGACUCUCAAAGCGAUGUUCGUUCGCGAACGAUACUCUCGAGAGCAACCGACGAUAGUUUCGCUCUCGCGUACACGCGUAACUUGACAGAGACUCUAGUUUGACAAGCUAUAUUACGAGCGAUAGUAUUCGACGAAUUAAUAAUCGAUUCUUUCGAACGGAACGUAGUUUUCUAUCGGCCAGGACAAUAUACCGUGAAGCACGUACCGUCGUUAAUGUAUGCGUAACACAAUGACUAUAGUUUUUAUUUAAAAUUACUUUACGAGGUACAUUUAUAUAUACAUAAAAAAUGUAUGACUAAUACAUUUAAGCUUACGCAAUAUGGACAUAUUCGUACACGUGCAGUAACGUAAUUGUAACACUUUUUUUUUUCCAUUUUCGUUCUUAUACUCUGCGAGUUUAAUUUCUUAUUUCUUGUUCAUUUAUUAGAAUCAACUUUCGAUGCGAAUUAUCAACAAUUUACAUCUAACUUGUAUCGAUUUUCUACGAACGAUACCGGAAUGUUGCAAGUCCCUUUGGCCGAAACAAAUAAAAUUCUCGCAAAAAUGUCAACAACAAGUUCCGUUACGACGAUCGUUGUACACGAUCCCGGAAUCGAUAGUCGAACGAAUCGAGUUCGGUCGAAUCGAGUCGAAGUUUAGAAACGGUCGUCUCCAUGUUGGCGAUCAGCGAUCGCACGAAACAGAUAUAAAGAGGAGAGUGGGUCUAGAACGAGAUAACGCGCAACUUUGAACAAAGGGAAACGAAAUUGAUAAAAACGGUGCAAAUCGCGGAGACGAGGUUUACGAGCGAACGAGGAGGAGGAGGAGGAGGA
Messenger RNA from Bombus pascuorum, 6512 nucleotides. Its product is annotated as TOX high mobility group box family member 3-like. The coding region runs from base 1117 to 3057 and encodes 646 amino acids. Lineage: Eukaryota; Metazoa; Arthropoda; Insecta; Hymenoptera; Apidae. Gene Ontology annotation, molecular function: chromatin DNA binding. The transcript has 11 exons. Gene Ontology annotation, cellular component: nucleus. Gene Ontology annotation, biological process: regulation of transcription by RNA polymerase II. The record is from RefSeq and is a predicted model, not a curated record.